Phalaenopsis equestris is the source of this 1040-nucleotide messenger RNA. RefSeq lists its product as uncharacterized. NCBI's taxonomy places the organism in Eukaryota, Viridiplantae, Streptophyta, Magnoliopsida, Asparagales, Orchidaceae. The transcript has 4 exons. The coding region runs from base 141 to 653 and encodes 170 amino acids. The record is from RefSeq and is a predicted model, not a curated record.
CCGGUGAUUUGGAUUGUUUCGGGGUGCAAAAUCGUUCAGGUAUCUGUGCUUGUUCUUGGAAAUCACUGGAAGAUCCCUCGAGCGAGGGAACUUUUGCGGAUUCAGUUUGUUGGAACAUAUUUCCUUUCCCUGUCUGCCAGAUGGGGCCAUUGAACUCAGAUUGCGUGUCCGACACAAAAACAAGAUUUGUGAAAAAUAGUAGCCAGUCAUUUGCUUAUGUUGAAGCCAUCUGUCCUCAGCCUCAUCGUGCUGUCAGCUUCCCUUAUUUUAUUGAAGAUCUUAGCAGAUUCAGCCCCGUGCCCAAGAGCACUCUAGCGAGGAGCAGAGACAAAACGGGUCUUGAAAUUAUUGGUGUCGUCCUGAACAAGGAAGACACAGAAGCAGGUGGUGAAAUAGCUGAAAGCAGCGACACAGGUUACUUGUGUGGUUCGCCCCCUGCACGCACCCAUAACCCUGUAAUACAUGAUGCACAGUUUACCAAACACAUGAAUCCCAUAGCUUCUUGCCCCCCGGUAACAACUAACUCUUCUCCAAGAGCUGAAAGGGGUUCGCCAAAAUGCAACCCCACCAUCAGCGGGAGCCCAAAAAUUCGAGUUGAAGGUUUUAAUUGCGGGAAAUCUGAUCCCCUAUGCGUGGUUCCGACUCUCGCCUGACCCACCUGACCUUAGAUUCUUAACCCCCUUCUCUGUACAGAGUUUUUCUCUAUUUAGCUGAGAAUAUUAAAUUCCCAGCAAAUGCUUUUGAAGACAUUUUUCAAGCUGUUGAUCAUAUAUAUCUCUCUCUUUUGUUUCAUGGAAGAGCUCGGUGAUGUCUGUAGAUAUAGCUCAUUUUAGUUUACUUAGGAUGUCCGUCCCAAUGAGUCGUUUUACUGUUUGUUUCGAGGCUUUAUUAGUUUGGAUUCCGGAUUUGGUUGAUCUAAUGUAGACAUCAUCCAUUUCGUGCAUGUAUAUUGGGUAUGUAUAUACUCAGUUCUUUUGUUCCUUUAAGAAAAAGUCUUAUUGCUGCGAAUCAUAAAUGUUGUGCGUCAGUGAUUUGAUCUA